Molecule: messenger RNA, 3558 nt
Organism: Sebastes umbrosus (honeycomb rockfish)
Lineage: Eukaryota; Metazoa; Chordata; Actinopteri; Perciformes; Sebastidae
Gene: fynb
Product: FYN proto-oncogene, Src family tyrosine kinase b
Exons: 16
Coding region: 363-2132 (589 amino acids)
Biological process (GO): innate immune response; cell differentiation; T cell receptor signaling pathway
Cellular component (GO): extrinsic component of cytoplasmic side of plasma membrane
Molecular function (GO): non-membrane spanning protein tyrosine kinase activity; signaling receptor binding; ATP binding
Source: RefSeq, a predicted model, not a curated record
CAGCCCGUGAAGGCAGCAGUAGUCUCAUUGUGGCCCUGCAGAGCGAACGGUAACUAACUAACGCCAUCACACGCAGCGGGGCGGCUACAGCGAGCAGCAGCACGGAGACACCAGGGACACAGCAGCAGCAGCUCAGUCUGUCUCCUGUCAAACCACUUCAUCACUACGAGCUAUGGACUAUUAGAGCUGCGGAUUAUUACACGCUGUUGACCUGGGCCUCUGUUUUGGCGGCGCACAAAGCAAUGUGGAGGAAAUAAAAAUCCUGAUACGCUGAAAACCAGAGCUGCUGCUAAGAAGGGGAAGCCCACACUCCUCAUUCAUUAUUCUCCUCUUCUAGCUGCAGUCAGAUGAGAUUAUAGAUAAUGGGCUGUGUGCAAUGCAAGGAUAAGGAAGCAACCAAACUCACAGACGACCGAGACACCAGCACUUCCCAGGGAGCCGGCUACCGCUAUGGGGCCGACCCCACGCCGCAGCACUACCCCAGCUUCGGGGUCACCGCCAUCCCCAACUACAACAACUUCCACGCCCCCGUCGGACAGGGGAUGACGGUCUUCGGGGGGGUCAGCACUUCCUCUCACACUGGAACGCUGAGGACUCGUGGUGGGACAGGAGUCACCCUCUUUGUGGCACUUUAUGACUACGAGGCGCGGACAGAAGACGACCUCAGCUUCAGGAAAGGAGAAAGGUUCCAGAUUAUCAACAGCACUGAAGGGGACUGGUGGGAUGCUCGUUCGCUCACCACCGGUGGCAGUGGCUACAUUCCCAGUAAUUACGUGGCUCCAGUGGACUCCAUCCAGGCUGAGGACUGGUACUUUGGUAAACUGGGACGUAAGGAUGCAGAGAGGCAGCUGCUGUCCACUGGCAACCCUCGAGGAACCUAUCUCAUCCGGGAGAGUGAAACCACAAAGGGUGCCUUCUCCUUGUCCAUACGGGACUGGGACGAUGUGAAAGGAGACCAUGUCAAGCAUUAUAAGAUACGCAAGCUGGACAGUGGCGGCUACUACAUCACCACCAGGGCUCAGUUCGACACACUGCAGCAGCUGGUUCAGCACUACUCAGACCGAGCCGCCGGGCUCUGCUGUCGCUUGGUGGUUCCCUGCCACAAAGGGAUGCCACGCCUCGCCGACCUGUCCGUUAAAACCAAAGACGUGUGGGAGAUCCCGCGGGAGUCGCUGCAGCUCAUCAAGCGUCUUGGGAACGGGCAGUUUGGGGAGGUCUGGAUGGAGAGUGCGGAUGGUUUGUGCUUUAAUUUAACGGGCGUGUGUGUGAACUACAUCCCUGACACUGUGGGCUUGAGUCAUGACUCCUGGGAGAUCAGCAGAGACACACUUGAGUUGGAAGUAAAGCUGGGGACGGGAUGUUUUGCUGAUGUGUUUUACGGAACGUGGAACGGCACCACUAAGGUGGCAGUGAAGACUCUGAAGCCUGGCACCAUGUCCCCCGAGUCCUUCCUGGAGGAGGCUCAGAUCAUGAAGAAGCUCCGCCAUGACAAGCUGGUGCAGCUCUACGCCGUGGUGUCUGAGGAACCCAUUUACAUCGUCACAGAGUACAUGGGCAAAGGAAGCCUGUUGGACUUCUUGAAGGACGGAGAUGGACGAGUGUUGAAGCUGCCUAACCUGGUGGACAUAGCGGCGCAGGUGGCAGCGGGCAUGGCCUACAUCGAGAGGAUGAACUACAUCCACAGAGACCUGCGCUCUGCCAACAUCCUGGUGGCGGACAACCAUGUGUGCAAGAUCGCCGACUUCGGCCUGGCCAGGCUCAUCGAGGACAACGAGUACACCGCACGGCAAGGUGCAAAGUUCCCCAUCAAGUGGACCGCCCCUGAAGCUGCGCUCUACGGGAAGUUCACCAUCAAGUCGGACGUGUGGUCGUUCGGCAUCCUGCUGACGGAGCUGGUCACCAAGGGUCGGGUGCCUUACCCAGGCAUGAACAACCGCGAGGUGUUGGAGCAGGUGGAGCGAGGCUACAGGAUGCCGUGCCCCCAGGACUGCCCCAUCUCGCUGCACGAGCUGAUGCUGCAGUGCUGGAAGAAGGACGCCGAGGAGCGGCCCACCUUCGAGUACCUGCAGGCCUUCUUGGAGGACUACUUCACAGCCACCGAGCCUCAGUACCAGCCCGGGGACAACCUCUAGACCCACCCCUCCACCUCCCGCUCUGGGAUGUCUCGGGGCUGGGGCAGGACUGGCCCAAUCAGUACUGUUACUGAACACUGGAGCCUUCCCAGCCGGGCCUUUUAUUCUAGGGAUCUGUACAGCUUCCUCGGCUCAACCCGAGCAUUUCAGUUCCACCGCCAACCCCCUAAAACCGUCUCCGACACGCCCUCUAGCAUCUGAACUCUGCAAACGGGAUAAGUCGAGGAGGUGGUUCUGGAGGAUGGACGAAGUUAAAACUGGGGUUGUGAUAAUGCAAUGUAUUCAAUGUAAAUAAGAAAGGCUUGUUUUAGUUUAUUUGUUUUUUGCUUUUAAGAUUUUUAUUUUCUCCUGCACAAAAAUAAUAAUGAUAAAAAAAUGAUGAAGGCAAAGGAAGAGAACCCGAGCAGGCACAGUUAAUCUGUACGUGUAUUAUACUGUAGCUCCUGUAUUAUUUUCUAGAGAUUGAAUUGGAAGCCGCCAUAUAUUUUUUUCUAAUUUUCCAUAAUGUGUAAAAAAAACAAAAACAGAAUCCAGCCCCAGAUUAUUGCUUUAUUCUUGACUUUUCAGUUCUGCAGAGGCUUCUUCAGACGAGCAUGACGCAGUCCUCCAUCAGACUUUUUUUCUUUUUAUGCACCCCCUUCCCCCCUGGAACACGGUUCUUUUACAAACGGUAUAUGUCACACUUUUGUAAAUUACAGCCGAGCGUGUAAGGAUUUUGAACAUAUCCCUCCUCGCUUAUAAUUUUCAGAAAAUGUGGGUGGAAAAUAUUUCUGUCUUUCUACCGCGAGUGUUGUUUUUGUUCAGCCGGAAGAGAGAAAGGUGGAGUUAAUUUAAGAAGAGAGUAUUAUGUCUUAUUUGAGCUGAUUCAUUCCGAAGUUGGACGGUGGCGUUUUCCUCGUCUCCCGCGCGUCCUCCACGUGAGCCUGCAGAGCGCCGACCUGCAGCUGAACCUGGAACCAGCUCACCUCCUGAGUUAUUUCUUCUUCUAUGUUUUACUGACGAGGUUGUAUUCUAUCAGUAUUUGAGUCUUUGGUUUUUACAGGGUAUGUUUUUAUUUAACCCUUUUUAAGUGAUCCUUUAAGAGUCAGUCGUACUGUAUGUUCAGAGGAGGGCUCGGGGGGUCAAUUCAUGUCGCAAUUCAGAACAGAAACUGAACAUUUGAAGGUUUGAAUUCACAGAGAAAAGCCACUGAGUUGAGACUGAGUUGAACCCGGCCCUGAUCUAUGGUCUUAAUGCAGAUGGUUUCGUGGCCAAUGGGAAACCCCCUCAUUUUUUUUUCAGUCGUACAGCUAAAUGGUUUUACGUGUCGCUAACUUCCCUUCUUUAUAUCUUUUCAUUUCCCAUUUUUUUAACAUAACUUGUUUUUGUUAAUUCAGUGAUUUGGCGUUUGAAAUUCAGAAAAGAACAAUAAACAUUUUACACUCUU